ACUUGCUGCUGCGUGGCCGUGGCCACGUCGCCGGGCGCGCCCGGUUCACUGUCCGGCCGCCGUGCGCGUGCGUGUCCACGUCGCCCACCCAAACGCCCAAACCCAACCCAAUCCGAGGACCAACGCACGCGCGCGCGGCGCAGAUCAGCCAGCGUGAGCACAAGCCACCGGCGCCACUCGUUCACGUUCAGCCGUUCCGUCUCCACACCGGGCGCCAUGGACGCGGCCGUGUCCCUGCACCACCACGGGGCGCUGCCCUCCGCCGCCGCCGCCUCCCUCCCGCCCCACCACCGCGCGCUCCACCUCAGGCACCCGCCCCCGGCCUCCUCCAUCUCCGCGCGCCUGACCGUUCCCGCGCCGCCCCGCCGCUCCUCCUCGUCGUCAGCGUCGGCCUCCGCCGCUCCGCCGGCGCACCCGGCGCGUGCCGGCACGAGAAUCACCACCACCAGCAGCCGCGCCGCCACGGGCUACGCGGCCGCGCUAGCCGACGCGUCCCUCCGCGCGGGCACGCUGCCGGGGGCCGCCCGCCACGCGCGCGCCCUGCUCCGGCGCCUGAGGGAGCCGCCCCGCGGGCAGCGCCUGGAGGAGCCUGACGCGCGGGUGGGCGCGCUGGUGCGGCUGCUCGUCGGCAAGGGCAAGGCCGCCAUGGUCGCGGACGUCAUGGCCGAGUUCGCCGCCCUCUGCGACCACCUGCUCGCCCCGCCGCCGCCGUCCUCGACCUCGACCAGGAGCAAGCGCGCCCACGGCCCCGCCCACUACGACUAGCGCUUGACGCGCGUACGUGCCAUGCUAUCUUUUCGGUUCGUACUACUUCAGAGGAUUGUUGGCUGGUGCAUGCACAUGCACGUACGUACCGCCGGUGUCCAUCUGCUUGCUAUAGUAUUGUGAUUGUGUAAUUGAUGACUGUGAGCACUUUCCAUGCGCGUACGCGUCACA
Molecule: messenger RNA, 936 nt
Organism: Hordeum vulgare subsp. vulgare (domesticated barley)
Lineage: Eukaryota; Viridiplantae; Streptophyta; Magnoliopsida; Poales; Poaceae
Exons: 1
Coding region: 217-765 (182 amino acids)
Source: RefSeq, a predicted model, not a curated record